UUGUUUGCCAUCGCAAGCACAUGACAAUUCCAUGUCUAUCCAAAUCGAGUCAUCCGUCGUGAUCUUGCACCAUCAGGGGAAGAAUGACUCUACGAAUCACGAUAUAAAUGCCGUGUCCUUCCCUUGACCUUCUUCUCUUCCUUCCUUACCGCAGACCUCCUACUUUCCUCUAUCCUUUUGGAUAAGAACCCUUUACACCUCGCAUACCACUUCAUAGCAACCGCUAUGGGCCCUGUGAACGGCUUUACUACGACUCCCCAUCACCGUCAGAACAGACGCCGUGAGCGUCCUGGCUCUCGGACUCGUCGGACCAUCACUCGCAAGUCAAACGUCCAAUUCGAUUGCGCCGAAGGCCUCGAAUACGCGCGCGACACAAGUGUCCCUCUUCCCUCGGACAUAACCCGGCCUUCUCCCCUGCUCCGUCAGAACUUCGACCAAAGCUGGCAGCGAUGGAAGGCAAGAGAGGCUGAAGAGCGCACACUGGCAGAGAUGGACAAGAUGCAGCUAGAGCAGGAGCAGCAGAGGCUGUUCGGUGGAGAAGUUGACGAUGACGAGUUACGCCGCAUGGGAAUUCUUUAUGUUGGCGAGGACAUCGCAGUCGAUUCCGAGUCAAAUACAAUCGUUUGCGGUGUCCCCGUCGAGAGUUCUGGCCCAAUGUUCAGCAUUCGGCAAGGCAAACCAAGACGUUCACGGCGUUCAACUUGGCGUUCUCUACCCCUUUACCUGUCGUUCUCGGAUCUGAGCAACGACGCCGAUAUUGCUCGUCUGCUAUCUUUUUCGACUCCCCCCACACCAACGAUUCAACAUCGCCCCCUCACAAUCCAAACACACACCGACACGUUGAUAACACCCCAAUUUCAAAUCUCGAUUCGACACUUUCCCGUACACUUCGCUCAGCCAAUACCAUUCUUCCCAACACUGGAGACUGGACAGUCAUCACCACACCGCACAACACCCCUGGGACCCUCACCCCUCUCUCCGAACCAGAAACCUGGAUCCUGAUCGACGACUUCCUCAUGAACUCAGCCCUGGUCUCUGGUGGAUGCACUCUCUAAAAGGAGAGACCAGAAAAGAAGAGACUAGGACGAAAAGAAGAAGAAAAAAGUAGAAGAGAAGAAGAGAAGGCAGU
Messenger RNA from Hyaloscypha bicolor E, 1129 nucleotides. RefSeq lists its product as uncharacterized. NCBI's taxonomy places the organism in Eukaryota, Fungi, Ascomycota, Leotiomycetes, Helotiales, Hyaloscyphaceae. The transcript has 4 exons. The coding region runs from base 226 to 1002 and encodes 258 amino acids. The record is from RefSeq and is a predicted model, not a curated record.